AUGUUGAUUCGACGGUUGUAUUUGUUCAUUUCAUUCCUUAAUCUCUUCGCUGCAAUUGGAUUGGUGUAUGGCCAUGAUCAAGCAUUGACCAUGUAUCGUCAAAGAUUUGGUAGACGGUACCAACAAUCUUAUCCAACUAUCGUUGUUGAUCAAUCCGGUCGGGGCAAUUUCAAAACCAUUCAAUCGGCUAUUGAUUCACUUCCUGCCCGUAAUAAUACCGAUUGGGUUUGUAUUCAAGUGAAAGCCGGAAAAUACAAUGAACAAGUGCAUAUACCACCUUCCAAGCAAUUUAUAUAUCUUAAAGGAGAGGGGAAGAAGAAGACAAUUGUAGUUUCGUCUGGAAGUCUCAAUAUUGCGACCAGCCCCACCUUUAAUUCUGAAGCUGAUAAUAUUCUUGUUAGAGGCAUGAGUUUCUGGAAUUCCUACAACAACCCAUUCAAGGAUGGAAAGUCUAUCAGUCCUGCGGUGGCUGCAAGGAUUAUUGGCGACAAAGCAGCCUUCUAUCGAUGCGGGUUCUAUGGAUUUCAGGACACGUUAUGGGAUGUGCAAGGCAGACACUACUUCAAACAAUGUUCGAUUCAGGGUGCGGUUGAUUUCAUAUUUGGAGCUGGACAGUCUUUAUAUGAGAAAUGUACAAUAUCGGUUAUAACAAGAGGGCUGAAAGGGAUGGCGGGAUAUAUAACAGCCCAAGGUCGGACAAGCGCGAAAGAUACAAACGGGUUCGUGUUCAAGGAUUGUAAUGUGGUAGGAAAUGGACUUGUUUACUUAGGGAGACCAUGGAGAGACUAUGCUAGAGUUAUUUUUUACAACACAUCUUUGCCAAGUAUAGUGGUCCCUGAGGGCUGGCAUAAUUGGAACACACAACUUUCUGCAUCCACAGGGUACCUAACCUAA
Molecule: messenger RNA, 894 nt
Organism: Impatiens glandulifera
Lineage: Eukaryota; Viridiplantae; Streptophyta; Magnoliopsida; Ericales; Balsaminaceae
Product: probable pectinesterase 29
Exons: 4
Coding region: 1-894 (297 amino acids)
Biological process (GO): cell wall modification
Molecular function (GO): pectinesterase activity
Source: RefSeq, a predicted model, not a curated record